UAUGAAAAUAAAAUGUAAAAUUUUUGAAAAAAUAGAUGCUUAUUCUUUAAUAAUCAUUAUCGUUAUUGACCGCAGAAACAAAAUGGCUAACGGUGGCAAAUUUGAAAAUGAUGAAACUUUGAAAGAAAAUGAUGAAGACUUGAAAGAAAAAGAAGAAGAAAAAGAAGAAGGAGAAGAAGAACAAGAAGAACAAGAUAUAAAUGCAGAAGAAAUAUUUGAUGUGACAGAUGAAAAGCAUUCAUUUAUAGCUUGGAAACCUCAAGAUGGAACUAUAAUUGAAAAUAUUUUAGAAUUUUUUUAUUCAUAUGGAUAUGAUUGUCGAAAAUAUUUCAAUCUCUGUGUAGUUGAUCCAAAUACUAUUGCUUUUGCUACUGGCAAUUUAAUUCAAUUUUUUAAUGUAGAAGAAAAUAAAAUUUGGUUUAAAUUAGGUUCUAUAGGAACUGGUAUUGGACACAUUUCAAAAAACCCUAUUUUUGAACAUAUUGCUGUUGGAGCAAAUGGUAAAAAUCCUGUGAUAAAUAUUCUUGAUUGGCCUCAUAUGACAACUAUAAUUGUUUUAAAAGGAGGAACAACUAAACGUUAUCUUCAUUUAUCAUAUAGUCCAGAUGGUUUAUUAUUGGCAUCACAAGGUGGUGAACCUGAUUAUUUCAUUUCCCUUUGGAAUUGGAAAGAAUCAAAAAUUGUUUUGCAAUGUAAAUCGUAUGUUCAAAAUAUAUAUAAUGUUACUUUUUCUAAAUUCAUUCCUGGUCAAUUAACAUCAAGUGGUAUAGGACAUAUUAAAUUUUGGAAAAUGUCUAAAACUUUUACUGGAUUAAAACUUAAAGGUGAAAUUGGUAAAUUUGGAAGUACAGAAAUUUCUGAUAUUAUAGCAAUUUAUCCCAUGCCAAAUGAAACUGUGAUUUCUGGAUGUGAAUGGGGUAAUAUCCUUUUAUGGGAUGAAAGUUUAAUUAAACUUGAAGCAUGUAGAAAAAAUAAAGAAACGGCACAUACUGGUUUUAUCAGUCAAUUUGAAUUUAUUAAUCAAGAAUUGAUAUCAGUUGGAUCUGAUGGAUGGAUACGAUUUUGGUUUUAUGAAACCAUAGAUCAUGCUGAUCUUGCUGAUGAUGAACAAUUUCUUGAAAUUCAACCAAUUUAUGAAUUUGAAAUUACAGAAAAUGAAGAAAAUGCAAUGCUUAUAAGUAUACAAAAACAGGAGCCAGAUAAUCCUGACAAAACAAUUUGGUAUGCUCAAGUAAGAUGGAAUGGAGGUUUAUGGUUACUUGAUCUUUGUACUCUUAAAAAAAAAACUAUACAAAAGAAAAUUUUUAUAUGUCAUGCUGGUCCUGUUGUUGAUAUGGAUAUAGCAGAUUGGGGACCUUUUGUAGCAACACUUGAUAAAAAUGGCAAUUUGCAUAUUUAUAAUUAUAUAGAAAAAACAUUAAAUUUAAUUUACAAAUUUCAUAAUACUGGUAGCCAGAUUAUUUGGCUUCCAUGUAAUAUUGAAAAAACAGGCUCAACACUUAUAUGUGCUUUUGAAAACGGUAUUAUUAGAAUGAUUACAUUAGAAACUACAAAGAUUAAAAACAAAAAUGAGAAAAAUCAUGUAAAAUUAAUUCAAGUUUUAAGACCACAUUCAAUGCCAAUUACUGUAAUGUCUUUAAAUACAUCUAGUAGUUUAUUAGUAACAGGUAGUGAUGAUGCUACUAUUUUUGUAUUUAAUAUUCAUACUCCUAAUAAUUAUCCUACAAUUGUACCUAUUGGCUAUGUGAAACUUCCAUCCUCUGUUACUUGUAUGGCAUGGAAUCCUUAUGAAGAAGCUACUUUGUUAAUUGGAUGUUUGAAAGGAGAUUGUGUGGAAGUAAAAUUACCUAUAACACCUCAAUCAUAUACAACAACUUCUUAUGAGUUAAUUAAAUGUAAACCAGUAUCAUUUAAAUUUGAAUCAGUAAAAUCUAUGAUAGAAAGAGAAGCUAUAAAAAAAAAAUAUGAAGAAGAAAGGGAAGAAAGAUUAAAAGAAAGAAAAAAAAAAUUAGAAGAAUUAAUUGCUGAAAGUCCUCAUAUUGUAAUUGAUGAAGAAACAUUUCUUAUGGAAAUUGAUGAAAAAGAAAUGAUUCUUCCAGAAAUUUAUAUUCCAGAAAUUCCAAAUAAAGUUUUAAUAGCACAAUAUGGUAUAAAUGGAAAUAUAUGGUUAUUUAUGGCUGGUUUUGAUGCAGGAUAUAUUUAUGAAUAUCCACGUCCAUUAUUAGCAAAACCAAAAAAUAUUAAACUAAUUAGACCUAGAAUAAUUGAAUAUGCAAAAGAUAUAGAAAUGCAUAAUUUUCUUUUUCAAAAAAACAAGAAAUAUCUAUAUUUGGGAACACAAUAUGGACAAGUUUAUGUAAUUAAGAUAAAGGAAGAAGAUCCAUUAAAUUUUUCAGACUGUUGGAUUUUACAAACACAUGAUCAUUAUAAUGGACAUAUAUCCAAAAUUUUAUUAAGUUAUAAUAAAGAAAUGUUGCUAACAUGUGGCCAUGAUGGAAAUAUAUUUUCAUUCUCAAUCAAUGAUAUACCAGAUGAAAAAUAUGAUAUUCCAAAAUUAGAGUAUUUUCUUUUUGUACCUAAAAUUGUUGAAGAUAUUGAAGAUGUUGAUCAUCCAACUUUAGAAGAAGUAAUUACUCGAAUAGAACAAAAUAGAAUUAUUUCUGUUGCAGAGGAAAAAAAACAUAUUCUUGAAAUUGUACGUAAUUUAGCAGAAGAAUUCACUAAAAUUACUACAAGAAAUAAAUCUCUUCUAAAAUCGCAGCAAAUAUUACAAUUUGAUUUGGAUCCAAGAAUAGUAGAAGAUUUAGAACAGCAAUUGAAAACACAGAUAAUCUUAACACAACAAAAAUUAGAAUUUGAAGUAGAAAAAAAUAAAUUACAAUUAGAAAAACUUAUGAAUCAUUUUAUUAUGCCUAUCACUUGUUUACCUUUUGCAGUUUAUGGAAUAUUGAAUGAAAAUAAAGCAGUGUAUUCUGUAAGAGAAUUAAAAUUAGAUACUGAUGGCAUUUUAAAAUGUAUGAAAUUGAUGAAGCAAGAAGAACGACAGAAAACAGGCAGAAUAAUAAAAGAACACAUUGAGGAAGAAAAACGUGAGGUAGAAGAAAGAGAAAUAAAAUAUAUAGGACUCUUAGGUGAAGAUUUUAGUGAUUUAACAUCAGGAUUAGGAUUACAAAUUAAUCAAAUGUUUUCAAAAUACAAGGAGAAAAAGAUUAGAUUAAUGGAACGACAAAAAGAAUGGCAAAAAUUAUAUAGAAAAAAACCAAAUUUGAUUAAAGGUCGUUUGAAAGAUACAAUUUUUCUUGAAAAGGCAAGACAAACCAUUGGUGAAUAUAAUUUAAAAGUAGAUGUAGAUUUUAGUUUAACAAGAAAAAGAGAAACUGCAGCUAUAAAAUUUAAACAACUUAUGGAUUGCAGAAAUAAGCUUCAUAAUUUGCGAGAGAAUUUCAAUAUGAAGUUGAAAGCAAUUGCAUUAAAAAAACAAAGAAUACAAGAAGAGUUUGGUAAACUAAUACAAACUCUUAAAAAAAUUCAUAUAGAAAUUCCAUUGAAAAAUGUAAAACCUUUACCAUAUCCACCAAAAGUGAAUCUUGAUAUUGAAUUUCCUGAACAUAAUCUUGAACUUGAAAAAUAUAUAUCUAUGUCAGAAAAGAUGCAACAAAUAAAACGCGAAAAACAAUCAUUGAUUGUAGAUCAAUUAAUAGAUUAUUCUGAUUUAGAAUAUGAAGUAUUAUAUUGUGAUGACAAAAGUAUUCAAAUUAAUGAAGAACAAGACCUUCUUCAUUCUCUUAUUUCUUCUUCAACAAUAAAAAUAAAGGAUCAGUCAUCUAUAGCAGGUGAUUUAAUUAAAAAUCUUAACAUAAAUGACUCUAUUCAAACUAGUUGGGAACGUGAAAUGAAACGUUCUCGAAUGUGGCGAAAAAUAUAUGAACAAGAUUGUAUUUUACAACAUAUCAAUACUGAAUAUAAACAAUUGGAAAUUGAAUUAGAUGAAUUAGAAAAAUAUAGAUUAGAUGUUAUAUAUCAAAGUAUAUAUAUGAAUCUAAAUUUGUUAACUUUAUAUGAAGAAUUUAUUAUUUUGAGAGAAUCUGAAACAAUGGAACAUAUACUUGAAGAAAAAGUUACUCAGAAAUCAAAUGAACAUACUACACUGGUGUUAAAGAUGCAAGGUACAAAUAUUAAUAUUACUACACGAGAAGAAGAAAUUCGAAAAUUGUAUACAAAAAUUAAAGAUAUUGCUACUGAAUUCGCAAAAACUACAAUUGAUAGUAAAUUUCAUAACUUUCUUCAAAAAAUAUUAAAAAAAUAUACAAUAAAAAAAGCAAAUGCUUCUUUAGAUUCAGUUACAGAAUCAACAGAAACUACUGAUGAAGAAACAGAUGACACAAUAGAUUCUGAAGCUGAAUAUGUUCCAUUUGAUGAAAAUAUAUGUCCAGUAGGAUGUGAUAUACAAUUAUAUGAAAUGGCAUUUGCCAUGAGAGAAAAACGAUAUGCAUAUGAAUUUCAAAUUAGAGAAGAACAAAGAGAAAUAGAACUUUUGCAAAAAGAAUUGGAUACUGAUUCAAAAUAUUUAAAAAUCGUUGAAAAUAUUUUAAAAAGUCAUCAGGAAGAAUUAGAAAAAUUUAUGUUGGAUAAACAAAAAAAAUUAAAUGAAAUUAAUGUAACAGUUAUAUUGAAACUUCAUCAAUUACAGCAUAUAUUAGAUUCUGGAUCUAUUGCAAACAUUGAAGAUUGUAUAGUUUUUAAAAAAAAAUUAUCAAAUUUAUAUGCUAGAGUAGGAGAGUUGCAAGAAGAAACAUACAACUUAGAAGAAACACGCAAGUAUAAUAAAAAGAAAUAAAAUAAAAAGGAUAUGUUAGAAAUAGAACUUGAACAUAAGACUGAUUUAAUUACACUUGAAAAUAUUCUUCACAAUCAAAUACAACAAAAACACAUUCUACAAAAUGAUAUAGAAAAUCUUAAAAAAUAA
This is a messenger RNA of Apis florea (little honeybee), 4966 nucleotides long. RefSeq names its product cilia- and flagella-associated protein 44. Lineage: Eukaryota; Metazoa; Arthropoda; Insecta; Hymenoptera; Apidae. Gene Ontology annotation, molecular function: protein binding. The record is from RefSeq and is a predicted model, not a curated record.